Molecule: messenger RNA, 3507 nt
Organism: Fonticula alba
Lineage: Eukaryota; Rotosphaerida; Fonticulaceae
Exons: 7
Coding region: 1-3507 (1168 amino acids)
Biological process (GO): carbohydrate metabolic process
Molecular function (GO): hexosyltransferase activity
Source: RefSeq, a predicted model, not a curated record
AUGGCCGAGGCUCGAGCCGGCUGUGGCUUCAUGGAUGUACGAAUUGCCACCCAUGGCGAGUACAAGGACUUUGUCGAGUCUUAUGGCAUCGGCUUCCGUUACGUGGCAGGCAACCCCUCCGAGCUGAUGCAAUUCUGCAUCUCCCAUGGAAACUUCACGCCGCGCUUCCUCUAUGAUGCUCUGGCCAAGUUCUCCGGCUUCCUGGAGGACCUUCUCCGGACGGCCUACCUGGCCUGCCAGGGCGCCGAUCUGUUGGUGGCCACGCAAAGCGCCCUCUGUGGACCGCACAUCGCCGAGGCUUUGGCCAUUCCCUUCCUCUAUGCCUUCCCCUUCCCCUGGUCCUCGACACGCGCCUUCCCGCAUCCCUUCGUGUCGCCAUUGCCAAAUGUCGGCGAGGCGGACAACGACUUCACCGACACUGUCCUCCCCCCGACCGGCAGCCUUCCCUGCUGUGCCCGGGCCGACGGAAAGUCUUCCACUCUGGCUUCCCCCACUGGAGAGGCCGCCAGCAGCAGCAGCAGCAGCAGCAGCCAGGAGGACUUGGAGCGCGCGGCCUCGGCCGACUCGUCGGAGGAGUCUCCCUCGGAGCUGCUUGUCGACACGGCUUCGGACGAAGCCACCGCCAACGGGCAAGACGGCCGAGCGGUCACUUCCCCUCGGGCCGCGACGUCCGGUGCGCUGUCGGCUCCAGCCCGGCGGAAUCUCUUCAGUCAACUUUUCUCCUACACCUCGAGCUUCAUGAACAUGAUGACCUACGAAUUUGUGAGCCGCGGCCUCUGGCUGGCCACCAUGCCCAUGAUCAAUCGCUGGCGUCAGGACACCCUCGGCCUUCACUACCUGCCGUCCUUCAAUGAUUCGCAAAUCCCCACCGUCUACCUGUUCAGCUCGAAUGUCAUCCCCCGGCCGAUCGACUGGAAGUCCAACAUCCACAUGGUGGGGUUCAUGACGCUAGAAAACCCGGACUGGGUGCCCCCGAGCAGCCUAGUGUCCUUCUUGGAUCGUGACAACCCGGCCCGGCUGCCUGUCGUGUACAUCGGCUUUGGAUCGAUCAUUGUCGAUGAUCCCGAUGAGCUUGAUCGUCGGAUUGUGGAGGCUGUCCGGCUGUCCGGUGUCAAGGCCAUCGUCGUGGACGGCUGGUCCCGGCGGUCCAAGGAAUCGCGCGAGCCGCAGCCCGGGUCGCCGAGCCUCGGCACGCCGAUGCCCGUGGCCGGGUCGUGCAUCCACCUGGCCACCUGCCCCGGAUCCUCGGGGCCAGCGCACCAGGAAAUUGCCCCCGGCCCGGGCGGGGCCAUCACCGCGGCCUCCGGUCGCAUCAUCGGCGCCGGGACGUCCACCGUGCAGCUUGCCACCUCGACGGUGUCCUCGGCCGCACGCAUCCUCGGCUCGGCCUUCUCCGGGAUCUUCUACGCCCCGAACAGCGGCGCCACCACCGGGACCGAUUACGACAGCACGCUGCCCUAUGGGCUGGGCGGUCUGACCAUGGAGGAGCUCCUGGCCACGGAGGACUUCACGCUGCCGGGCGGCAGCGGCAGCGGGCCCGGCAUGUCGUCCGAGGUGGCGGAAGAGCUCCUUCACCAAGGGAUGGAGCAUUUCCUUCGCGACAUGCAAUCCAAUUACCUGACCGCCGAGCAUGAGCUCUCCCUGCCGACCAGCUCCAUUCGCCUUGGUGGCGGGUCAUCCUCCGAGUCCCUGGCCACAUCGCGGUCUGCCUCAUCCGCCAGCCUGGCCGACGAGGAGGCGGCUCUCUCGGAGGACACUCCCGGGGCCGGUGGCAUUUGCGAUUCCAGCAUCGAGUUCCCCUCGCUGUCGGAGGAUCUGUUGAAUGUGACCGGGCGUGAUGGCGGCAGCCCCGGAGGCUCGUCGCCUGCCGUGCACCCGGCCCCCGGCGGCCGGACGGCCAGUCCCCUCCCUCGGAUGUCCUCAUCAGCCUCGCCGAAUGUCGAUGUCGACGACGCGGACUAUGUCAUCAGCGAUCUGGUGUACAAUGAGGCGCGCUUUGCCUCGGCGCUGGGCAAGGCCGAGGCGGUGGACCCGACCGGGGCCACUGCCGGCCCCGGGAUGCCCCCCGCUGCGGGGACUUCGGCCGGGCCCGCCGCCCCUGGCCAUCAUCAUCACCACCACCACCACCACCACCACCAUCACCACUUGGCCGCCGAGCCCCAGUCCGCCGGGGGAGCCGGUCGAUCGGGAUCCGCCAGCGGGCCGGCGACUGCCACGGGAGAGGCGCCCGAAUGCGCCGAGUCUCCCACCUCCCGAGCCGAGGCGGCCGCCCAUGCCAAGGGUCGGGAGCCAUGUUGCUCGAAUGGCCUGCCCCCUGGGGUCACCGAUAGUGCCAGUCUCGGGACCUUCUUCCCCUCGCACCCCCGGCGGGCCCCGGAGUCGGACUUCAUCUAUCGCAUGGCCGGGGCCCCGCACGACCGACUGUUCCCCCUGUGUGAUGCGGUGGUGCACCAUGGCGGUGCCGGUACCUCGGCGGCUGGCAUCCGUGCCGGCCUCCCGGCCGCCAUUUGUCCCUUCAUGGGGGACCAGUUCUUCUGGAUCAACCAGCUGGGCCACCGUGGCCUGGGCGUGGCCUUGCGUCUUUCACGUAAGGAUCUUCUGUACUCGGAUUCGAAGCCAGCCCCGACCGUGUGUCCACUGCACCCGGUCCCCGUGCCAGGCGCCCGGCCAACGGGCCUCACCGCCAGCGAUCCAUUCGCCGGGCAGAAGCCCACCGCCAGCGAGGAUGGCCCCUCCCCGACUUGUCCCCCUGAGCAGGGCCCCCCGGCGAGCCGGCCGCCUGGCCCUGGCGCGAGCCCCUCGGCCACCGGGCCCAGCCCGGGCGCCACUCCGGAAGUGCCUCCUACCAAGGACACCCCCUCGACGGCGGGCUCCGGCUCCGGGCAUUCGGCUUCGUCCUCCUCGGUCUCCGCCUCGGCGGGGGCUGCCCUGCCGGCUGCCAGCCAAGCCCCGCUGGCGGCGCUCCCUCUGGACGAGGGGGUCUUCCGCAUUGCCACGGUCUUGCGGCUGCUGAGCCUGCCGGACACGCCGAUGCGCCGGCGGGCGGCCUGGCUCGGUCGUCGUGUGCGCGCCGAGACCCCCUGCGAGAGUCUCACCACGCUGCUGAACCUGGAGUUCGAGCACCAGAGUAGCCUGCUGCAGGCGGAGUCCUUCGUUCUGGUGAAUCACACGCUGACUCCCGGGCAGCUGGACACUGACCAGCGCCCGGUCUUCGCCUCGGACCUGGAAAUGCCCACCGAGUCGCUAUUCUCCUUCGACGUUGCUUCCGAGACUCGGGGGUCCGGUUCGUCGGUCGCCGCAUCGAUGUCGGCAACAGCCCCGUCGGCCCCGACUCCGGGUGCCGAGAUCCCGGGGCCGGGGGAUGGCAUUCCCGAGAAGCAGGCGACCGGGGAAACGGAGGCCAGCGGUGAUGGCGAGCCCUCGGCGACCGGCACGCCACCCCCAUCAUCAUUGGGCGAUGACCUUCUCCGUCCGUCGACACCACCGCCGCCCCCCUCGAGCGAGUGA